Molecule: messenger RNA, 1038 nt
Organism: Episyrphus balteatus (marmalade hoverfly)
Lineage: Eukaryota; Metazoa; Arthropoda; Insecta; Diptera; Syrphidae
Product: CKLF-like MARVEL transmembrane domain-containing protein 4
Exons: 3
Coding region: 239-745 (168 amino acids)
Cellular component (GO): membrane
Source: RefSeq, a predicted model, not a curated record
GACUCAACCAGUUGAUGUUUAUAUCAAACUUAAGUCGGUCGGUAUUCCUCUCCUACUCAUGCUCAGUGGUUGGAAAAAUAAUUUUACUCUAUAUACAAUCUAGAGGAAACUCGAUCGCGAUCAAGAUCGAUUUUAGAUACACCAAUAUCGUGUGUUUUGUUUUUUUUUUAUAUUAGUUUUUGAAGCACUUGUACUCUUCUUUUAUAAUUACUUUUAUAAAAUCCUUAAAACAUUUAAAAUGACAGAAACGGUUAUAAAUGUCAAUAAUCACCAACAGACAAACUCAGCUCCUCCAACAGGAGGUCCAUUUAGUUGGAUAAUAAUAAAUGUCGAUUACUUUAAAAGACUUCCUGGCAUUGUUAAAAUAGUUCAAUUUGUUCUAGGCAUAAUUUGCAUGAUUUUUGUUUCACCCGCGAGACUUGGAGCUACAACUUUCUUCCUCUUUGUCGUGAUUAUGGCAUUUAUUGCGACAAUUUUGUGGGCAGCUGCGUACUUCCUAGGAAUUCGUGAAGCCUUAACAUUACCUAUUAAUUGGAUUUUGACUGAACUUAUCAAUACUGGUAUUGCAACAAUUCUGUAUUUAAUUGCCUCUAUUAUUCAGAUAGCUGCUUGGUCUAAAACAAACUACCAUGGAUAUCACUUUUCAAAUAUUACGGGAGGUGUUCUAGGUUUAAUCAAUUUCUUAGCUUAUGCUGCUGGAUCAUACUUUUUAUAUCUCGAACUAAGGAUGGGUUCAACGCAUUAAUUGUAGUUAAGUUAAAAGAAGAUAUUUUUAAUGUUUUAUUUCACAGCAAAAUCUAUUCUUUGUAUUAAGUAUAUACUUGAAGCUUUUUUUUGUACAAAGAAAAUUUAUAACUUAAAUUAAAAUAUAAAAAGUAGAUUAGUUAACUUAUAUAAAGUAAUUAACUUGUAACGUAAUGAUUUUUUUUUUUUUUAAUUUUUUUGAGGUGCGCACUUAUCAUAUAAAUUGUACCAAGAACUCGAUACGUUUUGGUGUCGAGAAGUGUUCAUAUUAAAACAUUUAUCUAAAAAAAACAA